Gekko japonicus is the source of this 1401-nucleotide messenger RNA. RefSeq names its product armadillo repeat-containing protein 4-like. The record is from RefSeq and is a predicted model, not a curated record. The transcript has 9 exons. Lineage: Eukaryota; Metazoa; Chordata; Lepidosauria; Squamata; Gekkonidae. The annotation marks the transcript as partial.
AUGGGCGUGGCACUGACAAGAGCAGCUCAGUGGACUACUGCUGGUUCUGGGACUGGCACACUAGAAAUCACGCCACUGAAUGAAUCUCUGCUAAAUGAAAUAAUUAAGUUUACUGAAAGCUUCAGCAGCAAACACCCUCAAGAAGCUGCUUUCACCUUCAAGGAGCCACUUGAAUGGCAGACACAGCUGGAGCCUUCUGCAUUUGAAUCAGGCUACGAGGUCAGAGAAAAAAAAGUUCAGUCCCAGGAAACAGACAAAGAUGGACAGCCGUUGCUCGAGCUCUCUGGAUCAACCAUCAAAGUUCGCAGCUUUGCACAGCUGUCUCAUUUGCUGUAUGUCGCUGGGGAAAAAAGGCUAAAAGAAGCACAAGCGUGCCUUCAAGUCAAUAGAGAUCCCAUUGUGAAAAUUCUUGGCCCUGGAUAUGGGACCAUUGAAGGAGAGGAUAUGUCCAUGCUUCGUUUAUUAGACAAAGUGAAAAAAGAUGAUGCUGCUGAUACCGAAAUGAAAAUGAAAAUUUCCCUUCUUCUCCAGCAACUGGAUAUGCAGCUACUCAACAGCUCUUUGAAACAGAUUUCACGAGAAGUAAGAUUAACUCCCGCUGCUGUGAAAAAUGAAGUAGAUCUGCUUAAGCGUUUCUCUGGUGCAAGGGAAAAUGCAGUCCUUGAAUCGCUGGAAUAUACAUCAGACUAUGAAUUCUCGAAUGGAUGCCGUGCCCCACCUUGGAGACAAGUCCAUGGGGAAAUUUGCUACUUGAUCAUUAAACCAUGUGACUCAGAUGCUAUGUAUGUCACUUGCAGCACGGCAGGAGUAUUUUUAAAUGGAGGAAGAGAAAAAGAAAGAGAUGAAAUCAACUAUGAGAGAAAGAGUGACAUAUAUAAAGACCUUGUCACGUUUUUAAGGGAAAGAUCAGCAGCAUUUGUAGAAAAUAUGGCUAAACAGGAAUACACUUUUUUUGAUGAACCAAAGUAUGAAAAACAUUAUCAGCAUAUGGAAGCGGUUGAGGCAGAUGAAUAUGGCCAACCCCAAAAGUUUUAUGACUAUUCAGAAAAGAAUGUAUUUGAGAAGCCUAAGAGUCCUCUUGUAAAAAGCAAACUUACUGACAGCAAGAAAUUAGAACCAUCUCUAAAGUGGAAGACCAUGACCGGCUCCCAAGUAGGCAAAGCAGCAAAGAAAGAGAAGGAAGAAAAGGAAAGCAAAUCUUCCCCUUCCGAAGGAAAGAAGAAACCCAGCACAGCAUCUUCUCCUUCUUCUAAAGGUAAAUCUUCAGUAAAAGUUGAAGAUGUUAGUGAAAGUUCUUCAGAGAGUGAGGAAGAUGAAGAGCAACCUGAACGUCACCAGGAAAUAAACACAGAUUUGCCAUCCGAAUACUGGCAAAUUCAAAAAUUAGUGAAGUAUAUAAAG